This is a messenger RNA of Centropristis striata (black sea bass), 3496 nucleotides long. RefSeq names its product kirre like nephrin family adhesion molecule 1b (gene kirrel1b). The record is from RefSeq and is a predicted model, not a curated record. The transcript is spliced from 15 exons. The coding region runs from base 301 to 2778 and encodes 825 amino acids. Gene Ontology annotation, cellular component: cell-cell junction. Gene Ontology annotation, molecular function: cell adhesion molecule binding. Lineage: Eukaryota; Metazoa; Chordata; Actinopteri; Perciformes; Serranidae. Gene Ontology annotation, biological process: cell-cell adhesion.
UGUUUAAAUGGGAAUCUAAAUCGCAGAGAGGAAAAGGGACAGAAACCAAGAGAGAGAACAGACAAAAAAAAGUGGAGACAGAUUUAUUUUACGCACGGGAAAAGCAGGGAAACGAGUAAAAGAAAGGAAAGGAGGAGAGAGGAAAAGGAGGCAUCGGAUUUUUUUCCUCUAAAUUUGGCUUCUUUCACUCUCAUGACUCAAAGAGGAUUCCAGUUAAAUUCACCCGGUCGGGAGGAAUUGAUGGUGUCUUUUCGGGGAAGCAGAGCCGAGGGGAGGAAUCUGAAUGCGCUCGGCUGAACCAUGCCAGCUCUGUGGAUCAUAACUUUGGCGAUCACUUUGAACCAAGUGUGGUGCAUUCGCUUCUCUCAGGAGCCCGCGGACCAGUCGGUGGUGCUGGGAGAACGGGUGGUGUUGUCCUGCGUGGUCUUCAACUACAGCGGCAUCGUCCAGUGGACCAAGGACGGCCUGGCCCUCGGCAUCGGAGAGGGUCUCCGAGCCUGGCCCAGGUACCGUGUCCUGCGGGCUCUGGACAUCGGCCAGUACAACCUGGAGAUCUCCAACGCCGAGCUGUCCGAUGACUCUCUGUACGAGUGUCAGGCCACAGAGGCCGCCCUGCGCUCCAGGAGGGCCAAACUCAAUGUGCUCAUCCCCCCUGAGGACCCGGUGGUUGACGGAUCCCCUGAGCUCCUGCUGAUGGCCGGGAAUCCAUACAACCUGACCUGUGUGACCCGCGGGGCCAAGCCUGCAGCACACAUCCAGUGGACCAAGGAUGGAGUCGCUUUGGAGGGAGCCAUCCAGUCCACGGAAGUGCUGCCAGACAGGAAGAGGGUUACAACCAGGAGCUACCUGCCCAUCACGCCAGCCGACACUGACAGCAGCCGCAACUUCACCUGCGUGGCCAGCAACCCGGCUGUGCCGAUGGGCAAACGGGCCAAUGUUAUGCUCAACGUUCACCACCCUCCUAUGGUGACGCUGUCCAUCGAGCCUCGCUCCGUGCUGGAGGGCGAGAGAGUGACCUUCACCUGCCAGGCCACCGCCAACCCUCCCAUCAUCGGCUACAGGUGGGCUAAAGGUGGCGUGCUGCUGGAGGGCGCCAGGGAGAGCGUGUUUGUUACCACAGCAGAUCAUUCCUUCUUCACCGAACCCGUGUCCUGUCAAGUUUUCAACGUUGUGGGAAGCACCAACGUCAGCAUCCUGGUGGAUGUGCACUUUGGCCCAAUCCUGGUGGUGGAGCCCAGGCCAGUUACAGUGGAUGUGGACGCUGACGUCACUCUGAACUGCAAGUGGUCUGGAAACCCCCCACUCACCCUCACCUGGACCAAAAAGGGCUCCAGCAUGGUGCUGAGCAACAACAACCAGCUGUAUUUGAAGUCAGUGAGCCAGGCCGAUGCAGGCCAGUAUGUCUGCAAGGCCAUCGUGCCCCGGAUUGGAGUGGGAGAGACCGAGGUUACACUCACUGUCAACGGGCCCCCCAUCAUCUCCAGUGAUCCGGUCCAGUACGCUGUCAGAGGGGAGAGAGGAGAGAUCAAGUGUUACAUCGCGAGCACCCCCCCACCUGAUAAGAUUGUUUGGGCGUGGAAGGAGAACGUGUGGGAGAAGGAGAAGGGCACCCUGAUGGAGAGGUACACUGUGGAGCAGAGUAAGCCUCCCUCCCAGGGCGGCGCCGUCCUCUCCACCCUCACUAUCAACAACGUCAUGGAGUCUGACUUCCACUCACCCUACAACUGCACCGCCUGGAACUCAUUCGGACCCGGGACCAUGAUCAUCACGCUGGAGGAGACAGAUAUUGUUCCGGUGGGAAUCAUCGCUGGUGGAACGGUGGGCUCCUCCAUUCUGCUGCUUAUGUUUCUACUGGCUCUGGCCUUCUUCCUCUACCGCCAACGCAAAGGCAGUCGCCGAGGUGUCACCCUCGGUAAACCAGACAUCAAGGUAGAGACGGUCAACAAAGAGACCCACAGCCUGGAGGAGGAGGCGGCCGACGUCUCCACGGCAACCCGGAUGGUCAAGGCCAUGUACUCCCCGUUCAAAGACGACAUGGACCUGAAACAGGACAUCAGGAGCGAGAGCGACACCAGGGAGGAGUACGAGCUCAAGGAUCCCACCAAUGGCUACUACAACGUCCGAGCCACCACCCACGAUGAGGCGCGCCCCCAGUCCCGUGCCAUCCACUACCAGGGCGAGUUCCGCUCCCCAAACCCAAACAGCGGACCACCAGGUGCCACUUCCGGCGGACCCCCAGCUGGUGCCAGCGGUGCUGUCCCUCCCAGUGCGGUGCCAGGCUCAAGGGCAGGCUGCUACGACCCCCGCCCCCCUUCUAGGAUGUCCCAUGCCACCUAUGCCCAGUUUAACACCUUCACCAGGGUGGCGCAGAGCCAGCAAGCACCUCCCAAUCCGGCUCUUCAAUCACCUGGAGACUACCCUGGAGACUGCGGGCUGCUGGACAGCACAACCCAGCUGGCUUAUGACAACUACGGAUACCCCUCCCAGUAUCCCAGCUACCGCAUGGGCUUUGCCCCGCCCAUUGAGGAAGGGCCAGCCUAUGAGAUGUAUCCAACAGGACAGGGGAGCGGGCCAGGGCCAGGGCCGGGUCCAGGGCCAGGGCCAGGACCAGGACCGGGACCAGGACCGGGACCAGGGCCAGGACCAGGACCAGGACCAGGGCCGGGAAGUCCUGAAACAGGGCUGGGGCAGUAUGGAACCUCCACUCGCUUCUCAUAUUCGUCUCCGCCCUCUGACUAUUCCCAAAGACACACACAGCGUAUGCAGACUCAUGUUUGAGAAACAAACAGACACACUCUUUGACUGGCUUUUUGCAGCUGCAGCACUUAUUACACAUAAAACAUACUUAAAGAUUAAAAAAAUACAUAUAGAUCCAACAAUCCAUUUUCUGUUUCCAUAGCAUUCAGUGCAUGGAAUUUGGUUAAUUUACUGAACCAAUUAAAACGCUCCAACAGCUCACAGCAGUUAGCAGCAUCACAUAUAAUACAGUCAGCAGCAAUACAUACAACACAUGCAAAGCGACAUUCACACACAUUUGCGCAGACCUUCUGUUGCGUGCAGUGUUUAUGCUCCAACAAAAGCAACAGCGAGAGCCACAAUCAAGAGAAAAGAGACAAAAAGAGAAGAAGAGCACUUUGAAGACAGGAAGAAGAAGAGCGCCAGGAGCUUAUGGAGGGGAGGAGGAACCUUUUUCUUCCUGCAAUCCUUGUCUUGCUCUUGGAUCAUCUCCCUGCAUCACAUUUUUCCUCCCACCCCAUCUCUGUAAAUAAGUGCAAAUGGAGAUUUGGGUCAUUUUUAAAGCUAUUUCCUUGUAAAAACCUGUACAGUGAUGCAGUGAUGCAGUACAGUGACCUACAGCAAACCUCCCUGUAAUCCACACUUUGCAUUUUCUGACUCUCACAUAAUGCAAAAAAACACACACAUACACACAGAUCUUUAAAGACUAUUUUGUUUUGAUGUAUUGCAACAACGGGGCAGCUUGGACUAUAUAUAUAUA